Molecule: messenger RNA, 1185 nt
Organism: Peronospora matthiolae
Lineage: Eukaryota; Oomycota; Peronosporomycetes; Peronosporales; Peronosporaceae
Source: the annotation of a GenBank genome assembly
AUGCGAUGCGCGAGCAAGGCCGCCGAGAGCGCGUCUGCACGUCUCUGUGCGGACGCCGAAGCAGAAACUACAGCAACUGAUGUCCCAUCGGUUGCUGAAUCGACUCAGCCUGUAUCACCUGGUGAUGCAGGCGCUGGUCAUGAAGACACUCGUGUCUUCACAGAGUACGAGCUCGGUGUCUCGUACUCUCCUGAUACGGAUGACGGAUCCGUAUCGACGGCAAUUGAAUCCAAGCCGCCUGCCAAGCGUGGCAUGGACGAUGCUUUGCGUCGCAGCAUCUUUGGUUCAUCUGAUGAAUCAGAUGAACCAUCGCCGAAGCAAAGGCGCUCGAGGUCGCGAGACUCGGGCGCUAAUAGUGGUGUCGUUUCUCCAAUGGACACCACUUCACAGCGAGGUGCCAGUACUUCUGUCGGCACGUCGCAGGAAGAGCGGGACCGCAAUGUGUUGCGUCUCGCUCCAGAAAAGAAGGCAUGGAUGCCUCCUAAAUCCGUCAUGGAUCACUUGUCGGCGACGACGAGUGAUCGUUAUCGAACACGAUUGUUCGAUUCGUCGAGGAUUCAUCACCUUGACCCCAGCGCGAAAGACUAUCGCGCUGAACAUGAGUUCUUCAUCGAUGCUUUCUUCAGACAUCGAUGGUACAGUGGGAAUCACAAACGUGAUGGUCCCUCACUACUUCAGGCGUGGAACGCCUACAUCCAUAAUCUCGAGGAUGUAGGUCGUGACGCUUGGAACGACAAACUUAUCAAAGCUCGUGAUAAGUUUGAAAAGCGAACCCCGACAGGUGCACGCUAUAAGCUGCAUCGUCUGUCAAGGGAGAAAGGAUUACCCUGCCUCUCUUGGGGAGACUCGUGCCCAUGUUGUGUGAACAACUCUGCACGAGCACCUAAGGAGGCUUACCUCCUUACCAGCCCGUGGUGGCGCGUACGUGUCUCUACUGAGAUGUACGAAGGGAUUGACAACCUGAAAUCCCUUUACGACCGUGCCGGGAAGACUUUCUCCGGCGGUCCUUCUGCGGCACAGGAUGUGUCGCGUCGUACUGCUCGACCAGACCCAGUACGUCAACCAUCAAUUGGGAGCGGGGCUCCCAAGAAUCCCAGGACGGGGGAUAGCCGCGCCACCGGACGAGGUAACUCGUCCGACGUCCAGUUUACGUCGCGGUGGUUCAACAGCUGCUCAACUAGAUAG